AUUCGUUAUCAAGUCGUACACGAAAUGCCUUUCAUCGCCACUCAACAAUUAGCUCUGAACAGCCCUGCAAGAGUCAAAAUCACUCAUCUAUACGAGAAUCGGCCUCGCGAUACGUUAUGGUCCUCAUUUGGUCUUCGUUUGCUGUUAGAUUACAAGAGUGUCGUUCGAUCAUGGGCAAUGGGAAGGUCCAGAGUGGCUUUUCGCAAAGCUUUGGCGGAUCGUGGAUACGAUCAGGACGGCCGAGCGAUCAGCUCUUUUCCAAGGCCCACUGCUGAGGCAACACAGAUUGCCGGUUUACGAGGAUCGAUUGACUUUACCGUUCGGGAAGAGGUCAUCACAGCAAAGUCUCCGGACAUAGAGAAGGAUAUGCGAGAGAUUGUGGACAGGAUAAUCAAA
Aspergillus uvarum CBS 121591 is the source of this 396-nucleotide messenger RNA. RefSeq lists its product as uncharacterized. The transcript has a single exon. The annotation marks the transcript as partial. NCBI's taxonomy places the organism in Eukaryota, Fungi, Ascomycota, Eurotiomycetes, Eurotiales, Aspergillaceae. The record is from RefSeq and is a predicted model, not a curated record.